CGCAGGGUUUUAUACGAGUUCUUCAGAGUUUUACUGACUGACUCCUUGCAGGCUUUAGAUAUUUAUUUUAAAGCUGGCGAUAGUCUUGUUUUAGCGUUUACACACUGCUUUCCCCCUAUCACUCCCCUUGAGUGUGUGAUAUCAGGGCGUUUUUAGUAGCGUGGAUCACUCGGGGACAAAGUUGGUGCAUGGAGGCAGGAGGAGGAGGAGGAGGAGGCGGGCGCUGAAGUCAAGUUCCAGUUUCCUCCGUCGUGGUUUUUGAUCGUCGCGCAACAUUUAACAAUAACAUUCACAAUAAUCUGCGAUCGUCCGGCUGUAUAAAAGCGCGACUCUCUAUAGGGGUGGGUGUUUGUUUGUUUGUUUGUUUUCUUUUUCUUUUUUCCACCCGUCAAGAGCACCCAUCAUUCCGUCGGAUAUGGAUAAUAAACGUCUUCUUCAGGACAGACCCCCGGCUUACAACAACGUCCCCGGGGCGUAUAACUACCAGCAGCCGCAGCCGGGGUACGGAGCGAUCCCGCAGCCCGCUCCCGCUCCCGCACCUGCAGCCUUUCCAUCACCGCCUCCGCCAUACCCAUACCCUGCUGCCCAAGGUUUUCCAGCAGCUACUGCUCAGGCUGCUGCCACAGGGACUCCGGCAAACUGUUCGAGCACAUACACCAUCAUUCAGCCCUCAGUGGUGGUGGUAGGAGGAUGUCCAGCCUGCAGAGUGGGCGUGCUGGAGGAGGACUUCACCUGUUUGGGAAUAUUGUGUGCCAUUUUCUUCUUCCCCCUGGGCAUCAUCUUCUGUCUGGCCCUGCGGCAGAGGAGGUGUCCUAACUGCGGAGCCACUUUUGGCUAGACGGACCAAACUACAACCGCGAUCCCAUUGACCAUCGCUCGGGUUCUUUUUCGCUCUUUUUUUUUUUCCCUUUUUAAAUCCACGUUUUGCAUAUCUACUCAGUUAAAAAGCUCAAAUCAUGCAUACUCUAAAAGCUUGUUUAUAAUAGCAAGUUGCCAUACAGUUUCUCAAAUAUUUUUCUUUUAAAAUAUUAGCAGCUUUAAUUUUGUAUUUCAAAAUUUUCUUUAUGCUUUUUUUCUUUUUCUUUUUCUCUUCAAAUCGUAUACACCAGACGUCACGUCAUCGACUCACUGGUGCCUUUUGAAAAGGCCGCGAUUUGCAAACGCAGAAGAACAGAGACCACAAAGAGACUUUGUUGUGAACAAGUUAUGAAAUGACAAUUCAGCAUUUGAACUCCUGAUUACAUCUCGAUCAUGGUUAGAAAUGAUAAAAUCGCUUUUUGGGUCGAUUUCUUUUCAUUUACACCCAAUUCCUCAUUGUAUUUGUAUGACACAAGCAUCUAUGCUGCCUGGCUUCUUGCUUUGUGUGUGGUUGGGAAAUCAUUGAUGCAUCUCAUCAGCCUCGUUCACUGAAAACCACCCAUCAAAUCACAGUCUGGAUUAAAUCAUGAUCCGGUUUUUAGACGACCAAACCACUUCCUCUCCAUUCUCCACAGCAGGCCUGUUUUUUAUUUUUUUUUUUAAGUACAUUUAUCAUUACCUUUAUGCCAAGCGCCUUCAUUCCCUCUAGCACAAUACACACUGUGUUGCUAGUAAACCUGAGCUGUUUAUAAUCACACUGAAAACGGCUCUUCCUGUUUUCCAGGUAAAAAAGUCUGUUGUCAUACAUUUCAGAAACCCAAAUUCUGAUUAUAGCACUUAGGAUUUGUUUCCAUUUUAUGCUAAAUUUUCAAACAGAGAUCGUUAUCUUGAUCAAAUGUGAAAGAGGAAAAAAAUACACCCUAAACAAUCUGUUAAUAUGACACAUGUCAUGGACACACACUAUGUUACUGAGCUCUGAGACAAAACCAUUUUCAUUUCCUCUGCUAAGGACAAUCAGAACAAAAUCAAUGUUCCCUUUGUAUUCGUCUCCACCUCCUCCCCCCCCACCCCACCCUCCAUUAAUUAAAAAAGAAAUGUCCAUGCUGCCAUUAUUUUAUCAUGUAAUUAAAUGUCAGGGGUAUUUGCUUUAGACCAGUGCAUGUAUGAUCAGUUCAGACUUUUUAUAUGAACAAUACUGUAAAUAAAACUUCUAGAUACUGCU
This is a messenger RNA of Silurus meridionalis, 2080 nucleotides long. It is a transcript of the gene bri3, whose product is annotated as brain protein I3. Lineage: Eukaryota; Metazoa; Chordata; Actinopteri; Siluriformes; Siluridae. The transcript has 3 exons. The record is from RefSeq and is a predicted model, not a curated record. Bases 416 to 838 code for a protein of 140 amino acids.